CAGCACGUCUCUUCCUUGUUGAUGAGGACGGGUGAGGCUCGGUCGGUCUCGGGAAAAGGUAGAAUUAAUAGCCUAUUUAAGAUUUCUUGAUAAUCUUAUCGACCCUGUUCUAAAUCCACACAUGGUCGUUCAUACAAGCAUUUAACCAGCUAGCAUAAGUACAUAACUAUCAAGCUAGAGCAAUUAUUCAUUCAUUCUCAGUCAAAAGCUAGACGUGGCAUCUGAGCUGCUGCUGUCUGAGCUGCAACUCAGCACGUUUGAUAGCCAGCUAGCCAGCGUCUAUUGUCUAGAAGUAUUGUCUUAUAAUCAUCUAUUUAGAUAGCUAGAUUGCUGUUGCAACAUUGUUUCAGAUAAAUGGAGCAUCAGUUUGCUAACCAGCAAAAGUGGAAAGCUAUCUACUGUAGCUAGCGUGCUAACUUCUGCACUUGCGGCAGUGCUAGCUAGCUAUGCCACAUUCUGCACGGAUACGACUUGUUAUUGGGUCAUUUUCCAAACAAAGAAGAUGAUAGCUUCCUCUUCUACAUUAUGAAUUAGUCGCCUUCAUGGUGAACAGAGUGGUUUUUCAAUAGUUUUCUUGCUAGUUGUUUGCUACGGUGAAUUUAAUGCCGAUGGAAAUGGCAUCUUUAAAGGCAAAGGUUGGACUAAAUAAUGAAAGCAACUCCAAAGAGAGUGCAAGGACCAGCGCGAGCAGUCCCAUAUUAAUAGCAGGAGCAGCAUCACUGUCAUUGAACAACAGGACAUACACUCUCGAUGACCUGGACACCAUAGCCACAGUUGGCACGGGCACGUUUGGUCGAGUGUUCCUCGUGAAGGACAAGAAGAGCAGGGCGUUUUACGCCCUCAAGCAGAUGAAGAUCCCCGACGUGAUCCGCCUGAAGCAGGAACAGCACGUCCACAACGAGAAGGAGGUCCUGACCGAGGUCAACCACCCCUUCCUCAUCAGGCUGUUCUGGACCCACCACGAUGAGCGUUUCCUCUACAUGCUGAUGGACUACGUGCCUGGCGGCGAGCUGUUCAGCUACCUCCGGAGCCGGGGGCGCUUCAGCAACGCGGCCGGCAUGUUCUACACGAGCGAGAUCGUCUGCGCCAUCGAAUACCUCCACUCCAAGGAGAUCGUCUACCGGGACCUGAAGCCGGAGAACAUCCUGCUGGACGGAGAGGGACACAUCCGCCUGACGGACUUCGGCUUCGCCAAGAAACUGUCGGACAGGACAUGGACCCUAUGUGGCACCCCGGAGUACCUGGCCCCUGAAGUCAUCCAGAGCAAAGGUCACGGCCGGGCAGUCGACUGGUGGGCCCUGGGAAUCCUCAUCUUUGAAAUGCUGGCUGGUUACCCGCCAUUUUUUGACGACAAUCCCUUUGGCAUCUACCAGAAAAUCCUGUCGGGGAAGCUGGAGUUCCCUCGGCAUCUGGAUUUCUACGUCAAGGACCUCAUCAAGAAGUUCCUCGUCAUCGACAAGGCCAGACGGCUAGGCAAUAUGAAGAAUGGAGCAGAUGAUGUGAAGAAACACAGGUGGUUCAAAACUGUCGACUGGGAGGCCGUGCCCCUGAGAAAACUCAAGCCUCCUGUAGUUCCCAAGGUAACCCACGACGGUGACACGUCCAACUUUGAUGCCUACCCAGAGGAGGAAUGGAAGAAAGACGCACCUGUGCCUGAGAAGGAUUUAGAGAUCUUCAAGAACUUCUAAUUUGCACUGGACUUGAGGUGUGAGAUAUCUACCAGAGAGGGGCUAUGGAGCAGUUGUCCCAGAACCUGAUGCUGGAGAAAAAGGCUUACCUGAAAAGAACUUCAAACACCUGAUGCAUUGAAUACGAAAUAUCGAUAGCAUCAAAUGUAGCGAGAACUGUCGCCUUGUGAUUACCCGUUUUUAUUUCUCUUGAACAGAAACCUCAGUUGGGAUUUCUGUUGUUUCUCUGAGCCUUCUUAGAUUAUGCAAAAAAGUUACGACAAAAAUGGUCCCUUUUCAACCAAAGGAUACUGUUACCGAAGAUUAUGUUUAAAAUAUAAACAAUCAGGGUUUUUUUCUUUUUACAGCAUUAUGGUUACUAAAUUCUGUUGGGUUAAAACUGUUGUGUUUAGAACUUUUGCAACUCAACGCUGCGUGCAAUCCAAAAAGGAUAACUUAAUCAAUAUUUAAAAUGUACAUAGAUGUCAUUACGGGAUUAUAUCCUGCAAGGUAGCUUGCCAGAUUCUACAGGAUGUGUUAAUGGGCGUGACAAACUUUGUAACUGUUGACUGGCCGGUCUUCUCACCUAUCAACUACCUAUGUCUGACCAGGCCAGAAGCACUUGUGAAAAGGUGCCUUACAAUAAGGUUUGACGAACAUGACGCGUCUUUUACUUCGACGUGAAAUCUGGCAGCUCUUUUGUCAGCUAUUUAUGAUGAACUCACUGCAUCUACUGUAUGUACUGUAGAGGUGUGGCAUUGAACAUUUGACUGUUAGUGUAUGUAGAGUUAGUUAGUGUAGAGAGCAGGAGCCUGCAGUAAUUUUCCUGCAGCCUCCUCAUUGUCUUCCCUCCUGUUAUCAUAAUAGCACACUGUCCACUAGCCCUGAGGGGAACCUGUAUAUGCAUUAGUAGGUCACUCAUUGUAGGUCGUGUCCAUGUAGUAUAAAAGUUGUGAAUACAGAUGUUAAACUGUUUUUUUGUACACCCUCAGUAGGUGUCUGUAGUCUCAGACCAGUGUUUAGGAAGUCACUUCCGAACAGCAAACUCCCAAAGUCUUUGUUAGUUUUCCUCUCUGUUGAACAGGACAUAUCUUAUUGCAAGAUACAAAUGCUAUAACGAUAGCUAUUGUCCCCCCUUGUUCUAACAAUACUUGUAACUUCAACUUUAUAGUAGUUCAUUUUAGGGGAAGUAUUUCCCAGAGAACACUACUCCUUUACAAUGCCUUGACAAGCCUGAUGUUUUUGGUGUUUUAUAGGUUCUGAAGGAAAGGAAAAAGUGGAACAUUCAGUCUCUCGAUUGUUUGUCCAGUCAAUUGGUGUAAUUUUGCACAAUGUGUGUAUUGUUUGUUAUUUUUUAUCACUUUAGUUCUGUGUGGUUCUCCAAGGAAUUUACUUUAUAAUUCUCAGCCUUUGCCUUUGCCCUGGCCUUUUUAUAUUUUCUAAUGGAUUUUUUUGGUUGCAUUGGUAUAAUCCUAUAAAGUUUUGUACUGGUCAAGAAUGCCUUUACAUACCCCCUACUGAUUAUUAACUUAACUCUGGAACUUGCAACAACAACAAAAAUGUCAGAAUGUAUUGCUACUCUUUCAACAUUUUGAGGUACAGAUAGAAGAGGCACACAACCUGAAAUAAACACAUCUUUUCAGCUGA
Osmerus eperlanus (European smelt) is the source of this 3314-nucleotide messenger RNA. It is a transcript of the gene prkx, whose product is annotated as protein kinase X-linked. Gene Ontology annotation, cellular component: cAMP-dependent protein kinase complex; cytosol. NCBI's taxonomy places the organism in Eukaryota, Metazoa, Chordata, Actinopteri, Osmeriformes, Osmeridae. Gene Ontology annotation, molecular function: ATP binding; cAMP-dependent protein kinase activity. Bases 603 to 1688 code for a protein of 361 amino acids. The transcript is spliced from 8 exons. Gene Ontology annotation, biological process: signal transduction; peptidyl-serine phosphorylation. The record is from RefSeq and is a predicted model, not a curated record.